Messenger RNA from Selaginella moellendorffii, 2447 nucleotides. Its product is annotated as scarecrow-like protein 21. Gene Ontology annotation, biological process: regulation of DNA-templated transcription. NCBI's taxonomy places the organism in Eukaryota, Viridiplantae, Streptophyta, Lycopodiopsida, Selaginellales, Selaginellaceae. The coding region runs from base 505 to 2139 and encodes 544 amino acids. The transcript has a single exon. The record is from RefSeq and is a predicted model, not a curated record. Gene Ontology annotation, cellular component: nucleus. Gene Ontology annotation, molecular function: sequence-specific DNA binding; DNA-binding transcription factor activity.
AGCGUUUAACAAGGAGCUCGCGACUUGUCAAAGAAAAAGUUCAAAGAGAAAGGUGGCGAGGCGCUGUAGGGAGGUCGUCUUAGGUCAGACAAGAGGGUAAAGUCGAGCGAAGGCCGGGCGAAAUACGACGCGCUGCGACCAUUGGUAGGAAUAUGCUUAUUUUAUUCACGGGUAUAAUGUGCCAGGUUUGAUUAUUCAAUUCAACGAGUGGGAGGAAAGCGACGCGAAGCGAUGAAAAGAAAGUUUCGCUAAGAUGAUGAGAAACAAAGCGUGGAAGGACCUCUUAUCAGCCCUUCCUAUAAACGCGCAAGCCACACAGUUGCCCUCUUUGAUUUCUCGUGUGUAUCCAUCACAUUGUCCUCCAGAGACUCCGGGGAAAGGACUGAAAAAAGAGAGAGAGAGAGGAAGAUUUGAGCUCCUGGGCGAUGCCACUCACGUGAUUCCUUCAAGAUUCUCGAGGAAUUCCCCUAGAUUUUCGAGCGCGCGCGAGAGCAAGAGAGAGCAAUGAGUAUGCAAUACUCGCGGAACGAGGCCGGUGGCGUGGGCGUGAUUCCUCCGCGGCACCACCACGCGCAGCGAUCGAUUGGCGGUGGCGGUGGCGAUGGGGGGAGUGGCGCCGCCGACCGGGUUUGUUCUCCAGUCUCUCCCCUAGAUCAAUCCAUGGGCGGCGGCGGCCGCGGCGGGGGAUCGUGGUCGAGCCAGAGCUCCGGCUCCUCCUCCUCCCCGCCCACCGCGGUGAGCUCCGCCGCCUCCAAGCCCUUGAAGCAGGAGGAGCUCGAUUUCUACGCGAAUCCCUCGCAGCGCCAGCAGGAUUAUAACAGUAGCUCGAGCAGCAUCCAGCACGCGCUGCGCGAGAUCGAGAGCCGGCUCCUGCUGGACGACGACGACGAGCUCGACUACAAAUCCUCGCCGGAUUCCUCCACCACCUCCACAUUCAUGCUCGAUCUCCUGGGCGGAGGCGGAGGGGGAGCCGUGCUUGCGCCCAGCAUCUCGCGGGAUCUGGUGGAGCGGAUGGGCGACCCGCGGCAGCUCCUCCUCCUGUGCGCGGAAUCCAUCGCCAACGGCGACUUCGCGCUGGCGGAGGUGGUGAUCUCGCGCCUCAACCAGGUGGUGUGCAUCUACGGCCAGCCCAUGGAGCGGCUGGCGGCGUACAUGGUGGAGGGGCUGGUGGCGCGAAUCCAAUCGUCGGGCACGGGGCUGUGCCGCGCGCUGCGGUGCAAGGAGCCGGUGGGCAACGAGAUCCUCUCGGCAAUGCAGGUGAUGUACGAGGUGUGCCCGUACAUCAAGUUCGGCUACAUGGCGGCCAACGGCGCCAUAGCCGAGGCGCUCAAGGACGAGCCACGCGUCCACAUUAUCGACUUUGAGAUCGCGCAGGGGACGCAGUACAUCGCGCUCAUCCAGGCGCUGGCGCGGCGGCCGGGCGGGCCGCCGACCGUACGGAUCACCGGGGUGGGAGACCCGGCGGCGGGCGUGGCGGCGCCGGGCGGGGUGGCGGCGGUGGGGCGGAGGCUGGCGGCGCUGGCCGCCGACCACGGCGUGCCCUUCGAGUUCCACGCCGUGCCCGUCAGCGGCGCCGGGGUGACGGACGCGGCGGCGCUGCAGCGGCGGCCCGGCGAGGCGCUGGCCGUCAACUUUGCCAUGCAGCUGCACCACAUGCCCGACGAGAGCGUCAGCGUUUCGAACCCCCGGGACCGGCUGCUGCGCAUGGCCAAGUCGCUGGGCCCCAAGAUCGUGACGCUUGUGGAGCAGGAGGCCAACACCAACACCGCGCCGUUCCUGGCGCGGUUCAAGGAGUCGCUCAGCUACUACGGCGCCGUGUUUGAGUCGCUGGACGUGACGCUGCCGCGGCAGAGCAAGGAGCGGAUCAGCGUGGAGCAGCACUGCCUGGCGCGGGAUCUGGUGAACCUCAUCGCCUGCGAGGGGGCCGAGAGGAUCGAGCGGCACGAGGUGAUGGGGAAGUGGAGGGCCAGGAUGAGCAUGGCCGGGUUCAAGCAGUACCCGCUCAGCCGCUAUGUCAACCAGACCAUCAGCUGCUUGCUCAAGACGUAUUGCGACAAGUAUAAGCUGAGCGAGGAGGAUGGUGUCAUCUAUUUGGGCUGGCUGGAUCGAUCGCUCGUGUCGGCAUCGGCGUGGAAUUGAGGGGAGAGGCUCCAAGAGGAGAGAUGAGUCUCUGGGACUUUGGUGGUCAAGGGAGAAAUGUGAGAGCGUGACUGGCGCGGCACCAACCCAGCACGACCGCGCAAGCUACUGGAGGAUCGAGGAAAGGGACUGGGGAGGCUAUGAAGCUCUUGCUUGACCGCUUGACUGGACUGGAUCAGUUGACACAUUUUUGCAUUUAUUUUCUAAACGUCAGCAUGACACCAGGCUGAUGAAAGCCUUUUAUUACAACUCUUUAGUAAGCAUAUUUAAAUAAUCUAUGAAACAUGAGAGAUGAUCCCUUGGGUUAA